This is a messenger RNA of Ictalurus punctatus (channel catfish), 6497 nucleotides long. It is a transcript of the gene pnpla6, whose product is annotated as patatin-like phospholipase domain containing 6. The coding region runs from base 129 to 4310 and encodes 1393 amino acids. Gene Ontology annotation, biological process: phosphatidylcholine metabolic process. Gene Ontology annotation, molecular function: phosphatidylcholine lysophospholipase A1 activity. The record is from RefSeq and is a predicted model, not a curated record. NCBI's taxonomy places the organism in Eukaryota, Metazoa, Chordata, Actinopteri, Siluriformes, Ictaluridae. Gene Ontology annotation, cellular component: endoplasmic reticulum. The transcript is spliced from 36 exons.
UCCCGCCCCUGUGUGGGAGGAGUCCUGCGUGUGAACGGUUCCGGUAUUGAGUUGUUGUUUGAUAGAAGGUGACGCGAGGUUCAGCGCUAGUUGUUCAUGGACCAGUUGUGUGCAGUGCCACUGUUAAAAUGGGACAGAGCACCUUGGGACCAGAGUCCCAAGAACCAUCAGAGCAGGAGUCAUAUGCAAAUUUAAAGACAUUUGUGGAGGACCAGCUUCAGACCAGCAUGAUGGUGGGAAUAGUGCUUGGUGCUGGCAUCGCCAUCGUCCUCAUCGCCACCUUCAUCUUCUUUGUGCUGCGCAGGAUUCACCUUCGGAACCUCGCGGCUCAAGAAGCCCCCAAAUACCGCUUCCGCAAGAGAGACAAAGUUUUAUUCUAUGGCAGGAAGAUCAUGAGGAAAGUCUCGCAGUCCACCUCGUCUCUAGUCGGAACGUCAUCGUCUUCUUCCUCCCGUCCGAGACUGAAGAAGAAACAGAAGAUGCUCAACAUCGCUAAAAAGAUCCUGCGCUUUAAGAAGGAGGUGCCCACCCUGCAGAUGAAGGAGCCUCCUCCCUCAGUGCUAGAGGCUGAUCUGACGGAGUUUGAUGUUGCCAACUCGCACCUACCCUCAGAAGUGCUCUACAUGCUGAAGAACGUGCGUGUAUUAGGCCACUUUGAGAAGCCAUUGUUUCUGGAGCUGUGUAAGCACAUGGUGUUCCUGCAGUUCCAGCAGGGCGAGUAUGUCUUCAGACCCGCACAACCGGACAGCAGCAUCUAUGUAGUGCAGGACGGCAAACUGGAGCUCUGUCUUACUGGUCAGGAUGGGAAGGAUGGAGUGGUUAAAGAGGUGUUUCCAGGAGAUUCGGUUCAUAGUCUACUGAGCAUUCUUGAUGUCAUCACAGGUCACCAGAGGCCGUAUCGGACGGUGUCUGCCAGAGCUGCAGAGGUGUCCACAGUCCUGCGUCUGCCUGUCGAGGCUUUCCUGUCCAUCUUUGAGAAGUAUCCAGAGAGUUUAGUGCGUGUGGUGCAGAUCAUCAUGGUGAGGCUGCAGAGAGUGACUGUCCUGGCUUUACACAACUACCUAGGCCUCACUAAUGAGCUCUUCUGUCAUAUGUUCUUUUCGCAGGAGAUGCAACCGCUGCGCUUACCCGUGCUCUCUCCACACGCCAACCGCACCAGCCCUGUACGCCACAGCAAACGCUUCAGCAGCCUCACUGUGCCCGAGGAGCAGCGGGAAGCCGCCGUCCGAGAAGCCAAUGCAGUGGAUCAUGGGAAGGAAGGCAGCACCAUCCCGACCCUGAGCAGGGCUAUCUCCAUGCCUGUGGACAUUGCUGGCAUGCAAAAGGGCCUGCGUUCAGAUUUCGACAUGGCAUAUGAGAGGGGCCGGAUUUCUGUGUCUGCCGAGGAUGGAACACCCACAGCACCCACGUUUACACGGGAGCAGCGAGAGAGAAGAGUAACAGUAGAUGAGGUGCCGUCGGGCGUGUACCUGUACCCCGAGGAGGAAGUGAGCACAGAGAACGUUUACGGCCCGUUGCCAGGACGAUCCAGCGCCACCCUGUUCGAGGAGGCUCAGAAGGAGUUUCUGAAACUAAUGAAAAUCGAGGACGCUGCACUGCUGAAUGGACGAGUGACCUUGCACCAUGCCAAAGCAGGCACUGUCCUGGCCAGACAGGGAGACCAGGACGUGAGUCUUCAUUUCGUGUUGUCCGGCUGCCUGCACGUGUAUCAGCGUAUGAUCGACAAGCAGGAGGACGUGUGCCUGUUCGUGACGCAGCCGGGUGAGAUGGUGGGUCAGCUGGCCGUACUGACCGGAGAGCCGCUCAUCUUCACCGUCCGCGCGCUCCGCGACUGCACCUUCCUCAAGAUCUCCAAAUCUGAUUUCUAUGAGAUCAUGAGGGAGCAGCCCAGUGUGGUCCUGAGUGCAGCUCACACUGUGGCCAUGCGUAUGUCUCCAUUUGUAAGGCAGAUGGACUUCGCCAUCGACUGGAUGGCUGUGGAGGCCGGACGUGCUCUCUACAGGCAGGACGAUCAGUCUGAUUGUACGUACAUCGUGCUGAACGGUCGUCUGCGCUCCGUCAUCCGGAAGGCGAACGGAAAGAAGGAGCUGGUAGGGGAGUACGGUAGAGGAGAUCUCAUCGGGGUGGUCGAGGCUUUGACCAGGCAGCCACGGGCAACAACGGUUCACGCAGUCCGAGACACGGAACUGGUGAAACUUCCAGAAGGAACACUAAACAACAUUAAGAGACGUUAUCCUCAGGUUGUUACUCGGCUGAUCCAUUUGUUGGGCCAGAAGAUUCUAGGAAACCUUCAGCAGCCCCGUGGACCUUUCUCAGGUUCAGCUCUGGGUUUGCCCAGCAUGCCAUCCAGCCCUGAUGUCACCAACCCAGCCAGUAACCUCUCCACUGUGGCUGUGCUUCCUGUUUGCGACGAAGUGCCAAUCAAUGCCUUUAACCUGGAGCUCAGUCACGCUCUCAGUGCCAUAGGACCCACUUUGCUUCUGACGAGUGAUAUUAUCAAAGAGAGACUUGGAGCUUCUGCUUUAGAUAGCAUUCAUGAGUACAGGUUAUCAGGCUGGUUGGCCCAGCAGGAGGACAUCAAUCGUAUAGUUCUGUAUCAGACAGACAGCACGAUGACUCCCUGGACCCAGCGCUGCAUCAGACAAGCUGACUGCAUCCUUAUUGUUGGCCUCGGGGACCAGGAGCCCACUCUUGGACAGCUGGAGCAGAUGUUGGAGAACACGGCAGUGCGGGCUCUGAAGCAGCUGGUCCUGCUGCACCGUGAAGACGGCCCAGGUCCCUCGAGAACCGUGGAGUGGCUGAACAUGCGUAGCUGGUGUUCUGGUCAUCUUCAUCUCAAAUGCCCGCGUAGAGUGUUCUCACGCAGGAGCCCCAGCAGACUGAGGGAGAUGUAUGAGAAAGUGUUUGAGAAGACGGCAGACAGACACAGUGAUUUUUCCCGUCUGGCUCGAGUCCUCACAGGAAACAGCAUUGCUCUGGUACUAGGAGGAGGAGGAGCUAGGGGCUGCUCGCAUGUGGGCGUGAUCAAAGCCAUGGAGGAGGCGGGGAUUCCUAUCGAUUUAGUGGGUGGGACUUCUAUCGGCUCUUUCAUCGGUGCACUGUACGCGGAGGAGAGGAGUGCUGUUCGUGUGAAGCAGCGAGCGAGAGAGUGGUCAAAGGCGAUGAACUCCGUGUUUAAAACUGUGCUAGAUCUAACCUAUCCCAUCACCUCCAUGUUCUCCGGCUCCGCCUUCAACACCAGCAUUUCCAACGUGUUUGAAGACAAGCAAGUUGAGGACUUGUGGCUGCCUUAUUUCAACGUGACCACCGACAUCACAGCAUCUUCAAUGCGGGUACAUAAAGAUGGCUGUGUGUGGCGCUAUGUUAGAGCCAGUGCCUCCUACACACCCUAUUUACCUCCUCUCUGCGAUCCCAAGGAUGGCCACCUCCUCGUGGAUGGUUGCUAUGUAAACAAUGUCCCAGGCUCUCUGUGGCGCUAUGUGCGGGCGAGCAUGACCCUCUCCGGGUACCUGCCGCCCCUCUGCGACCCCAAAGAUGGCAACCUGCUCAUGGACGGCGGCUACAUCAACAACCUACCAGCGGACAUUGCACGCAAUAUCGGAGCCAAAACGGUCAUCGCCAUCGAUGUGGGCAGCCAGGAUGAAACCGACCUGUGUAACUAUGGCGACAGCCUGUCUGGCUGGUGGUUGCUUUGGAAACGGAUCAACCCGUGGGCGGAGAAAGUUAAGGUACCUGACAUGGCUGAGAUCCAGUCCCGACUGGCGUACGUGUCGUGCGUCCGGCAGCUGGAGGUGGUCAAAAAGAGUGGCUACUGCGAGUACAUCCGGCCGCCCAUCGACCGCUUCAAGACCAUGGACUUUGGAAAAUUUGACGAAAUCUACGAAAUCGGCUACCAACACGGGAAACUGUUGUUUACUGGCUGGGCACGUGGUGACAUCAUAGAGAACAUGCUGAAAGAUCACCGCUCGGCCGACUACACCGACAGCAAGAAGACAGACAGCUGCACAUGUCCCAGUGCAGACUUCACAGACCUGGCUGAGAUCGUGUCCAGGAUUGAGCCGGUGCAGAGCUACGUGGCCGCAGACGCGGAGGAGUCAGAUGGACUGACAGAGUACGAGGAAGACGGGAUGGACACAGUGAGAGAAGAGGAAGGUGAGGAAGAGGAGGACGAAGCCGAUGACCCUGAAGACCACUCGCCUGGAGAUUGGGGAGCAAAUGACAUUUUUCAGUCGGAUGAAGAGAAAUCGGUCCGUCAGCGGAGGAAGAACCCCAGCGAGUCCAACACAUGCUCCGAGCUUUCCGACUGCUGACCAGAAGUGACAUGGUGUCUUCCUUUUCCAAGGAUGGACGAGUAGUGGCGUCCCUCCGCAUCCGACUGAGAGGAAAGGAGAGGAGUCGAGGAGGAAGAUGGACAACCAAAGAUACCACUGAAGCCAACCCGAGCAAAAAAUGAUGGCUUGAGCUGCUCUGGGUGUGUGGUGGGAAAACACACAAAGAAAAAAAAAACUAUCACACUGAGCAUCAUGGGAGUUGAGCUUUAAAGGGAUCUAGCUCUCUGAUCUACCAUACGUAUUUUAUUUUUUGUUUUCACCCAUAGAGAAAAGCUCUGGUUAAUGGCCCGUAUAAACUGUGUGACUGGGUGACAUGUUUGUCCUGGUAUGAGGAACUGUAAGUGUCUGGACAGGGGUGGAUGUGUGAGUAUGAGUUUGUUGUGAAGAGCUCACAGAGGUAAGAAACACUCAGAGUGCUGCUAGAACCAACUAGAUUACAGAAGAAACGAGGAACAUCAAGUAUGUAUAAUACUAACAUAGAAAGACAGCUUUAAAAGUGCACUAGGCAAAAUUAAGGUUCCCUAGACUGACAUUAUUGAAUGGAUUCAUUGAACGUAAGUAACACACUUAUUAACUUUAUUUAUUUAUUUAAGCUAAACAAUAAAGUGUUCACACCAUCAACGGUUCAAAUUAAAGAUCGACAUUAACAAUGAUCAACACGAGCAGCACCUUAAUGAACGUGUUUUGGUUGUUAACUGGAAAAAUGAAACAUUUUUAACAUUUAAUAAUAAAAUGGGGACUUAAAAUUGAUCUUUUAUUAGCAACAGGCUAUAAUUAAAAUUUUGCUCAUUCCUGUCGACUUAUUUUUAUUCACGAGUUGAACAUUAGUCAGUGUAGUUGGAUUAAAUGAACAUUUAAACCGACAUCAGUCUACUUUGUUAAUAUUAUUUAUUAAUGCUGGAGUUAAUAUUAAUAAGUAAUAAUGUAAGAUAAUGCAAGACACUACAGGUGAAUAGGGUAAUUUUUUUUAAACAAUAGAUAGCACAAUUUUUGCCAGUUGAUUGUUGAUAUUCUCAUGAGGGUUUUCUUUUGUAUUUGACAAUGUAAUUGACGAUGAUUUUUUUUUUAAAUCUCAAAGAAUCUCGUUAGAAUUUAUAUAUAUGAUUUUUUUUUUUUUUUAAGAAAAGCUUUUUUAUUUAAUGAGUAAAUGCUAUGCACUGUUAAUAUAUUGUGUGAUCUAGCUUAAGCCUUUCUUAAAGCUGCUAGGUUUUGGAGGAAAAACAGUCAAUUAAGCAUUUUUUCAUUGAGUUUUGAUAUUUUUAUUGCUACAGUUUAAGAGAUGGCGUGUUAAGUUACAAUAUACAAAAAAAUUAUAAGAUGGAUUGUGAAAAAUUGUAUUUUUUAUUAUAAUUGUUUUUUUUAACCUGUAGUGUCUUGCUUUAAUAGGGGAACCUUAAUAUACCUUAAAGCAUUAACGUGAAAACUGGACCUAAUGCCUGCAGGUAUUCAUUUAGAUUGUACUAGGGCAUGAAAAUGUUUUUGGAUUAUGCAGCAGUCAGAGUGAAACGACUGGUGGGUCUUAUAUAAUUUCCAUGAGUCAUGUGGGCUGCAAAUUACAAAACAAGAUAGACCUCUAAAUAUUACUUUAGUAAAACAAUGAAAAGUGAUAAAUAUAAGUGUGUGAAAUGAAAUGUGGGAGUGUUGCAGGUUUUUUUUGUGCCCAAGGUAUGUAACAAGGUAUGUACGGGUGAAGUUUAGCUGCUUUGUGUGUCCAAAAACUUUUCAUUAUUGUACAAUUCAUUAAUUAUUCAUGCAGAAAUGUCAGCAGGUUCAGCUGGUUUUUCAGUAGUUAGAAAUCCUGUUAGUCUCAGAGAUUUCACUCAUGCUCAUUUUAACAACUACAGAUUCAAAAUUCAUGUUUCUUAUAUUUCAGUUUUACCUGCUGAAACCAGUUUUUGUUCUUAUAUUCAAGCUGCCAAUUAUUUUGUAUUUAUUUGUUUUACCAUUGACUUAAAAAAAUAUUUUACUCAUUGAAACAAAAUGAAAUGGUUGUAGUGAAGUAAUUCUACAAUGAUAGAUUAUAGUUUCCUUAUGUAUAUUGCUUUAGCAUUUUGCACUGAUUAAGAAAAUAAUUUAUUAACUAAAACUUUUUGCAUUACUAUAAAAACUGAUGUAAUGGAUGACUCCUGAAAGUUGCUAAAAAAUAAAUAAAUACUAAUUAAUGCU